AUGUUCGACAAUAUCGUUGACGAGCUCCAGGCAUUAUCGGCCUCCCAAUUAGAGGAGGGAAACACCGAAAGUUCCACGCAGGUCUAUAUCUGGCUGUGCAAAAUUGCACAGCCGUUCCUACGCUCUCGAUUCCUGAAGCAGCUUUGUGACGAUAUGACCUUCUCGCACUGGGAGCGCAGAAUGAGGGCGUAUAGGUUGAAGCGGUGUUUGGACCAAGUCUGCCAAUACGUCGGUGACAUCACACUGCUCAUGCAGCAGGCCAAUCGAAUGUUCCCGGAUGGAAAGACUCCUUGUCGCUGGAUCAAGGACAGCUUCGUAGGCUCCGGAGAGGGAAAAUCCAGUAUCUCUAAUGACUAUUUGGAGGUGCUGCGGCAUGGAUUUCAGUUGGAGAGUACUCUAUCUGAUGCUACCGUGCGCGCCCUCGCAGAAUGGUUCCCUGACAUGCACAGCAAUUAG
Sparassis crispa is the source of this 456-nucleotide messenger RNA. RefSeq lists its product as hypothetical. The coding region runs from base 1 to 456 and encodes 151 amino acids. The transcript has a single exon. The record is from RefSeq and is a predicted model, not a curated record. NCBI's taxonomy places the organism in Eukaryota, Fungi, Basidiomycota, Agaricomycetes, Polyporales, Sparassidaceae.